UGUCUGCUUUUGUUUACAUAUUUGACAUUUCGUCUGCUGUGCUGCCGUGAAUUAAGAUUUGUGAAUGUGUUGGUUUAUAAAAAAUUUCUGUUAGUAAUGAAUUUUGAAUGGUUUAAAACAUUUGCAAAGCGUUGGAAAUCAAUACAAAUUGGUAGCCUCAUCCAUGAAGAUAAAAUCGUAGGCUUGGUAUCAUUUUGGAUUUUAGCCUCUCUUCGUAUAAUUUUAACGCUGCUGCCCCAAAGUGGUUACAUACACCCUGAUGAGUUUUUCCAGUCGGUGGAGGUUGUCGCAGGAGAUGUGUUCGACCUGGAGGUGUCCCGGCCGUGGGAGUUCAACACGACGUUCCCGGUGCGCAGCGCGGCCGUGCUGUACGGCGUGGUGGGCGUGCCGCUGGCGCUGCUCAAGGCCGUGUCGCCCUUCGCGGCGCUGUGGUUCGGCUGGGAGCUGCGCACGCCCUACGCCGUGCUGGCGACGGCGCGGCUCGCCGCCUGCCUGCUGUCCUUCCUCGUGGACCUCGCCCUGUACCGCGCCUGCCGGGCGUGCGGCCGAGACCACCGCGCGCUCCUCGUCGCGCUCGCCAGCUCCUUCGUCGUGCUGGUGUACGGGACGCGGACGUUCUCAAACACCAUCGAGAUGGCGCUGCAGUCCGUGCUGAUCGGCUGCGUCGCGGACUGCAUGGCGCUCUCCGAACAGGUGAUCGAGCGACGGGAGUACCUGGACGAGCAGCACCGCAAGGCGGGCUCGCCCGCGGACCGCGCCAGGGUGCACAAGCUCCGCCUGCUGCUGCCCAGGCACUCGCUGAGGCGCUGCGCAGCCGUCGCCACCCUCACCGUGGUGGGCGUGUUCAACCGGCCGACGUUCCUGGCCUUCGCCGUCGCGCCGGUCUUCUUCUGGCUGCAGCGGGGGCUCGGCUCGGCCUCGGUCGGCCUCCUGGACUUCCACCUCCGCAUGCUGGCGCUCGUGCUCGCGGGCCUGCCAACCCUGGUGCUGCUGAUCCUGGUGGACUCGUUCUACUACGGCUACCUGACGCUGGGCGAGAUCAGCGCCGUGAAGCUGAGCCUGGACAACCUGGUGGUGACGCCGCUCAACUUCAUCAAGUACAACGCCAACGCCGACAACCUGGCGCGUCACGGCCUCCACCCCCGCUACCUGCACCUGCUCGUCAACGUCCCGCUGCUGUACAACGCCCUGGGGCUCGUGGCGCUGGGCGCGGCGCUCCGGCUUGUCUACAGGUGCGUGUGCCGGCGCUGGCGCGACCUCCCGCGCGCGCAGAGCGUCGUGGGGCUGAUGACGGCGUCCUGGCUGGUGCCCGUGGCGCUGCUGUCGCUGUUCCCCCACCAGGAGCCCCGGUUCCUGGUGCCCGUCACCCUGCCGCUCGUGUUCCUCUACACCCGGCGCCUGCACCGGCACGGCGGCCUCGCCCUGUCGUGCUGGUACGCCUGCAACAUCCUGCUCACCGCGUUCUUCGGGUUCGCGCACCAGGGCGGGGUGUGGCCCCUGGCGGAGCACUUCUCCCGGGAGAUGGCGGCCAAGCCGCGGCUGACCGCCGUCCACCUGGUCACCAGCUACGUCUACCCCCUGCCGCUGUUCCCGCUGAUGCUGCGCAACUCCAGACGCCCGCUGUUCAGCCGGCAGACGAACCAGCACUACCGCCUCGCCAGGGAGUUCCACCCGUACGAGCUGGGCUCCGGCGGCCUUGACCGGGUCCUGGGCCGGGCGGAGUCUCUGAUAACGUCCUGCGAGCGGACGUACGCGGAGAAGAAGCUCGACUACAGGGUCUACGUCGCCCUGCCCAUGAGCCUGGCCGAGCGGUUCUACGGGCUCGUCGACCGGACGAACUCGUCCCUCUCCUACGCGACGGUGAAGGUGUUCUACCCGCACGUCUCCACCGAAGCCCUGCCGAGUUUCCCUCUGGCGGCGAAGUGCCGACCCGAGCAAUCCGAGUCCGACUCUUGCGAGGAGUAUUUUUAUAGCUCUCCGAUUAAAUUCUUCUCCAGAUAUGCCCAGCAGUUCGGCCUUGCUUUGAUAAAAAUUCAGAAGGUCAGUCGGCUGAUGUGAUGCCUUGCUUAAUUCAUUUUGUUGCUUAUUUAGAGCAUAUUCCUAUCAAAUUUUUUUAUUAUUUGUUACUAAUGUGAGACAUUUAUCGUUGUUUUAACGUUCAUUUGCAUUGUGUGUGUUAGUGCUGAAUCAAAUUGGUGGUCACUGUUACAGAGUUUUUGCACAAGUCUGUAAAAAAUAUUUUCUGCUUCCCCGAAAGAGCAAGUAAUCAUAAAAAAAAUAAACAUUAUUGCAUUUACUGUACUUCCAAUGAAGUUACACUCUUAUCAUUGUGCUUCUGGCCUUGAUUCACGAAUUGACGUUAUUAUAAGAAAAAUUGACCGAAAGAAGUUUUGGAAAGAAACUGAAAUGCAAAGGUAGAAAAUUGUAUCUAGCACGUUAUUAGAUCGUUGUUGAUCUCACUUUGACUCUCAAACUUCAAAGGUUAUAGCUAUAAGUAGACACAUGCUUGCUUAAAGAUAAACUGUCAUGCUACUGAUUUAAAUGUGACUUUGCAUCUUGUCAUCAUCCGGGGCUUCACCCCACAGAGUCCGAUAAGCCAACACCCCUCACACCCUCCUAUCCUGACGGCACCGCGAACCUUCCGCUAGCGACGUGUGACAUGUUUUGAAUAGGUCACAGUAGAAUCAGUGCUUCAUUCCCUUAUUAAAUAAAAUGUAUCUUAGUACAUGUAAUCGAAGGGAAACGUUUUUGGCAAUUCAAACCUCGACUCAUAAGUAUAUCAUAAGGGGUAGAACGGCAGAGAGAGAGAGAGAGAGAGAGAAAGACAAUUUUCUAAAUAAACAUGAAAGACUAAAUUGUUACUCACUUCAAAAUAACAGCUCAGGAUAUCAAUAAUUAUUGAUAAAUCAAUAUUGAUUACUUCACAAUAACUGUUUAAAUACUCGCACAUUAAAGAAAAUUUGGGUUAGUAAAUAUCAAAGCUAGGAUACAUUAUAAUAAGAUAGUUUUUAAUUUAAUUUUAUAUUAUGUGUAGGUUAUAUAUGAUCGAGCAUUUUUCUAGACUGAUUUUGUUGUUCUGCAAAUAUCACCUCAUCAUUUGAGUUAUAGUGCAGCAGACUGUACAUAGACAUACUGCAAUGUAUUCAUAGGCAUUGAUAAUGUUCUGUCACCCGAGGUAAGACUCUCCAAGCACUUGAGGACUUCAUCUUAAUACUUUAACUGAUCUUCAUCAUCCUGGCUUCUUCAAGUAAUAUACAUUGUUUUCUUUAGUCCUUGGAGCUUACCUCGGGGGCUCAACUGUUUUAUUAAUUAAAUAGUAAUCCGCUAGCCGGAGUUCGGACACGAACACAAGUCUUGCAUCCAACCACGAGGUGGCUCUGGGCAUUACGUAAACCAGUUGUGCCGUUAGGCAUUUAUGCAAUUAUAAUUUUUUUUGUAAUUAUUUGUAUGUGACGCAGUAUUAAAUUAUACUACAGCAA
Messenger RNA from Bacillus rossius redtenbacheri, 3479 nucleotides. It is a transcript of the gene PIG-Z, whose product is annotated as GPI mannosyltransferase 4. The transcript is spliced from 5 exons. Gene Ontology annotation, molecular function: alpha-1,2-mannosyltransferase activity. NCBI's taxonomy places the organism in Eukaryota, Metazoa, Arthropoda, Insecta, Phasmatodea, Bacillidae. The record is from RefSeq and is a predicted model, not a curated record. Bases 97 to 2058 code for a protein of 653 amino acids. Gene Ontology annotation, biological process: GPI anchor biosynthetic process. Gene Ontology annotation, cellular component: endoplasmic reticulum membrane.